Molecule: messenger RNA, 7622 nt
Organism: Protopterus annectens (West African lungfish)
Lineage: Eukaryota; Metazoa; Chordata; Ceratodontiformes; Protopteridae
Gene: OBSL1
Product: obscurin like cytoskeletal adaptor 1
Exons: 25
Coding region: 558-7106 (2182 amino acids)
Molecular function (GO): protein binding
Source: RefSeq, a predicted model, not a curated record
AAUGGAGCAGGCCUUGCGCUUAUCAGCACUUGCUAUGUCAUCAUGCAAGGGGGUAUUUUUGGGAACAGCAGCUGUGCGAGUGUUCUAACUGGCCCAGCACAAUUACAUGCCUGUGUUGGCACAUCAAAUUCAGGGGGAAGGGAAAGAAAGAGAGAGAAAACAGACACAUGGGCACCGAAGUGAGCAGAAAGGAAAAGAUUUUUAUGACACUACAUUGCAGAUUUCUGAAAGACUUUUUUCUUUUCUGUUUGCUGGAUACCUUGUAAAGGGAAUGAAAAAUAGCUCAGCGAAGGGACACAUGGAGGCAUUAUGAUCUACAGGGAAAUAACUUUUUUCUGAAGCUCCGUUCAUUCUGUAAGGGCUAAAGGUACUAUCCUAAGACAGCAAGUGAGAGAGAAAGAGUGUGGAACUCCAGAGAAAUAGAGAAGAAAACUGUUGUCAACACAUAGGCGUUUGUAUGCCACAUUAAUAUCACAAUAUAACAAUAUUCUUGCCUGCAGUGAUCUAGUUCAAGUGGAUGAACAUACAUUCAGGUUGAUUGAGCAACAUUCAGCUUUAUGAAGAGCAUGGAAUUAAUUGGUGGGGCACCUCGAUUUCUGACAUAUCCUAGAACAUUCACAUUUCCAAGUGGUACAGAUGCAAUUUUAAAAUGUGAAAUUACUGGUGACCCACGCCCUACUGUCAUAUGGGAAAGAGGCAAGGAACCAAUUAUUUCGACCGAUCGUUACCAAGUUUUAGAAGAUGGUAGCAUUUACAGCCUACUAAUAUCUCAUGUAACUGCCGAAGAUAGUGGGCAAUAUACCUGCAAGGCCAAGAACAGCACAGGAGAGUCAUAUGCUUUGGCUACCUUGAAAGUUGAAGAACCUGAGGAAGACAACCACUCUGAAGAUAACAAGCCUACAUUCUUAAUCAAGCCUUUAUCAGUCAAAGUAAACCGAGGUGAUAACGUAACCUUUACCUGCAAACUUUCUGGUAAACCUCGACCUGUCAUAUUUUGGGAAAAAGAUGGGAAAAAGCUACAUGAGAUUUUUGAGAGUACACAUUACUGUGUCGGCUGUGAAGAAGGUAUUUGGCAUUAUCUAAAGAUCUUCAAUGCAAGACUGCCUGAUGGAGGUGUCUAUGUCUGCAGAGCACGCAACAAUUUUGGAGAAACGUUAGCAGCUGCUGUCCUUCUGGUUGAACCUGUUGCCCGCAGCUACAAAGAAGAUCCUGUCAGAAACUGUUUUUCCCCAGUUAGAACAGAUGGCCCCAAUCUUAAUUACAAGCGACAUGAACAAUACAAUGAUAGGAGGCAACGGCCCAGAUACAAGCAUAGUCGAGACGCAGAGUAUGAUCCUAGGACUGUUCAGCAGAAUGGGGAACUUACCCAUGCACCCAAAGCAAAGGUUUUUAGUGUGAGUGAGGGGAAGCAUGCUAAGUUCAGAUGCUAUGUCACUGGGAAGCCAAAGCCAGAAAUUAUUUGGAAAAAGGAUGGUAGACUUGUAACUCCAGGUAGAAGACACCUUAUGUAUGAAGACAGGGAAGGAUACUUUAUCUUAAAAGUGCUGUACUGCAAGCAACAGGAUAGUGGGUUAUAUAUAUGUGCGGCCUCCAACACUGCAGGACAGACCCUUAGUUCUGUCCAACUCAAUGUUAAAGAGCCCCUGCUGAAGUUUCAGUCCCCCCUGCGUGAUGUGGAGGUCAGUGAGAAGGAGAAGGCCGUGCUGGAGUGUGAGGUUCCUUCAGAUUCAAUACCAGCAAUUUGGUACCUAGAAGAUAAGAAACUGCUUCCAAGUACAAAGUACAUCAUGGAGGAACAGGGAGUGCUUCGGCGACUUACCAUCUGUGAUGUCACCACCGACGAUGAUGGUAUCUAUCUCUGUGAAAUGGCAGAUGGAGGAAGGAGCAUCGCAGAGGUCUCUGUCAAAGGUAAAAUCACAAAAAAACUCUGUCGCAAGCUGGAUGUGCUGGAAGGAGAGAACGCAGCAUUUUGUGUGGAGACUGAUGAGGAGACAGAUGAAGUUCACUGGUAUAAAGAUGGGGAAGAGCUGGAGGAGACGCACAAAGCCAUCAUGAAGUCCUUUGGGAAGACCCAUAUCUUAGUUAUGGUCAAUGUAAUCCCUGAGGACAGUGGACUCAUCACAUUCAAGUUUAGUGAUUCGAGCACAUCAUCACAGCUGAGAGUGAAAUCGUUACAUUACAGCCCACCCAGUUCCCCAGUAGGGGUGAAGAUGAAUACACAACGAGGAAAUGCAGCUUUGCUGACUUGGUUUCCAGCAUCUGAUGCCAAACAGAACUCGGCUACCAGCUAUAUCAUUGAACGUCAAGAAAGUGGAAUGGAAGAGUGGGUCCAGUGCCUCACAACAGACUCUGCUUCUACAGUGGAAAUUCUGGGAGAUAGUGUUCCUGCUGAAGGAGAGUACAAAUUCCGAAUCUGUGCACUCAACAAGUAUGGAAAAAGCGGGCAUGUUGAAUUUCCUGGUGCAGUGCAUCUUGUUCCAGUGGCUCGAAUUCUGACUCCGCUAAAGGAUACCCAAGUAACAGAAGGAGAAGAUAUUCAGUUCACCAUUGAGCUAUCGGCAUCUGUGAUGGGUACAUGGUUUUUAAAUGGUGUUCAGCUUCAGGAAGACAAGAAACAUGCCAUCAAACAUUCAAGGACACAUCAUUCCCUGCUCAUUCGAAAUGUUCAGAUUGAGGAACAUAGAGGAGAAAUUAUCUUUGUUGCUUAUGGUGUAAGGGAUUCGGCUGUAUUAAGUGUAAAAGUGCCACCUGUAAAUAUCAGUAAGCUUCCAGCAGAGGACCUCAACAAGAAAGUCAUCCCAUUUGAACCUGUUGUUCUAUAUUGUGAACUCUCUAGGCCAGACGUAUUGGUCCGUUGGUUCAAGGAUGGAAAAGAGGUUCUUCCAGGUGAUGAUAUCUCGAUACAGUCAAGUGGAAAAUUAAGGAGACUCAUUAUCAAUUCAGCUAAACCAUCUGACUCAGGCCAGUAUGCCUGUGAUGCUGUUGAUGACAUCAUGAACUUUAAUGUGAAUGUGACAGAUCCUCCAGUUCAGAUUAUGAAUAAAGGUGAUGAGACUCACUAUGAAUAUAUGUCUUCGGACCGUGUGGUCCUAACUUGCCAACUGUCCAGAGCAAGUGCCAAUAUGAAAUGGUACAAAGAUGAUGUGGAAAUCACGGACUCAGAGAACAUUACCAUAGGAUCUGAUGGAAUCUAUCGAAGACUGAUUAUUCACUCAGCCACAAAAGACGACACAGGAGAAUAUGUCUGUGAUGCUGUGGAUGAUUCCAUGUUCUUUGAUGUCAUAGUCACAGAUCCCACAGUGAAAAUUUUGAAUCCAUUUGAAUCGACUGUUCAGCUGCCUGUUCUGACACAUGAACAAGUUGUACUGGAGUGUGAAGUGUCCUGGCCAAAGGCUGAAGUACGAUGGUAUAAGGAUGGGCUUGAGACAGAUGAGACAGAAAACCUAAAGAUGGAAGCAGAUGGAUGUUACAGGAGGCUAAUAAUUCCUUGUGCUACAACAGAAGAUACUGGAGAGUACAUUUUUGAUACAGGAGAUGACAUGGUGACCUUUAAUGUGAAGGUAUCAGAACCCCCUGUAAAAAUAAUUCGUAAUAAUUCAGUACCAGCUGUGAUGAAAGCAUUUGUGGGUGAUGCUCUUACGCUACAGUGUGAAAUAUCACGACCAAAUGCAGUAGUCAAAUGGUUCAAGGAUGGUCUUGAGAUAACUGACAAUAGGAAUGUACUUGUGGAAGAAGAUGGAGUUAAUCGCAGGCUGAUACUGACAUCUGCCAAACUGGAAGACAAUGGGACGUACAUCUGUGAUGUAACUGAUGAUGUAGCAAAAUUCAUUGUUCAAGUGACAGAGCCACCUGUUAAGGUUCUCAGAAGGCCUGGCCUGAGGACAGAUUACCGCUGCAGUGCAUCAGAUGACAUUGUUCUGGAAUUUGAGCUAUCACGGGAGGAUGGACAGGUGAAGUGGUACAAAGAUGGAGAAAAGAUCGCAGACAAUGAGAGAUUCUGCCUGGAAGAAGAAGGAGCCUUCCGUUCACUUGUAAUACUGAACACAGAAGCAUGUGAUUCAGGAGAGUAUCUCUGUGAUACUGUUGAUGACAGCAUAGUGUUUCAUGUAACUGUUGAAGAACCUCCUGUGUCCAUCGUUGGCAAUACUGGUUCACCAGAACAUCACAGCCUUGUUGCAUCUGAUGACUUGGUCCUGGCGUGUGAAGUAUCCCGCUGCAGUGCCAGAGUUAAGUGGUAUAAAGAUGGCCUAGAACUUGUUCCAAAUGAGCGAAUCACAAUCGAGGCUAAAGGUUUAACGAGGCAGCUUGUAAUCAGUGGAGCCCAACCCUGUGAUUCAGGAACAUACACCUGUGAUGCAGUAGAUGACAAAAUGGUCACUACAGUUACUGUUGAAGAACUUCCUGUGAAGAUUUUAAAUAAAGAGGAUACAAAAAGGACAAUUGAUGUAAUGGAAGGAGAAACCCUCACUCUUUCUAUGCAAAUCUCCAGGGAGAAUGCCUCAGUUCAAUGGCUGAAGAACUGGCGACAGCUAACAUCAGGAGGCAGGAUUUAUUCCAGCAGUGCGGGAAAGAUACGGACACUUAACAUUAAACAGGCAGAGCUGACAGACAGUGGAGUUUUUACAUGUGAUGCAGGGGAUGAUGAGGCACAUUUCACAGUGCUUGUUAAAGAAGUUCCUGUGAAGUUUGUAAAUAAGCAAGACGUUCCAGCAGAGAUCACUGUGAUAGAGAACAGCAAUGCUGUGUUAUCAGCAGUAGUUUCUAAGGACAAGGGAAAUGUUAAAUGGUAUCGUCACCGAAGUCCUAUCCCAGAAAGUGGGGAUAAAUAUGAAGUCCAACAAGAUGGAAGAGUACAUAGUUUGAUGGUGAUGAAUGUUUUGAAGGAAGAUUCUGGAAUGUACACGUGUGUCUCACAUGAUGAUGAAAUGGUCUUUAAUAUUACUGUAAAAGAAACGCCACUGAUGUUUGCACAGGGCCUAUAUGACAUAUGUGGCUAUAAAGAUGAAACUGUAACCUUUCGCUGUGAACUGUGCAAACUGAGAGGAGAUGUGUUGUGGCUGAAAGAUGGAAAGGAGAUCAUGCCAAGUCGAAAGCACAUUAUUAAGGCAGAGGGGAGAGAAAGGUCACUUACAAUUGCAAAGAUCGGAAAAGAUGAUAGUGGAACUUACACAUGUGAAUCAAAAGAUGACAGAACAUCGGGGAACCUUGUUGUGGAAAUUCCUAGGAUUGUUGAAUUCAUUGCAGAGUUGCACAAUGUAACCGUACUAGAAGGAGAACAUGCCACCUUUAAAUGCAUGGUGUCUCUGGAUGAUGUCAACCUGAAAUGGCGGUACAGGGGGAGUGAGAUUGUUGACAGUGACAAGUUUCUCAUUACAAGGACCAGACUGAACCAUGCACUGACGAUCCGAAACUGCCAGCUAUGUGAUAGUGGCAGGGUAACAGCUGAUGCAGAGGGUCUCGUUUCUGAGGCUAAUCUGCAGGUACAAGAAUCACAUGUGCUGUUUGUUAAGAAGCUUGACAAUAUUACCGUGGAAGAAAUGCAAGAUGUGACUCUGGAGAUAGAAAUCAGUAAGGAAACAGGUGAAGUGCAGUGGAUGAAACAAGGAGUCAUCAUUCAGCCUGGUACAAAGUUUCUGUUUCAAGAAAGUGGAAAGAAACGCUCACUGGUGAUUCAAAAUGUAACUUUUGCAGACCGGGGUAACUAUCGCUGUGAGACUUUGCAUGACAAGACCCAGUGUAAACUCACCAUUGAACCAAGGAGAAUAUCAAUACGGAAACCCAUGGUAGACAUUGAAACAUUUGAGAAGGAGGCUGUAACGUUUCAAGUAGAGCUUUCCCAUCCUAAUGUUGAGGGGAUGUGGUUAAAGGAUGGAAUCCGUGUAAAGCCAAACAAUAACUGGCGAAUCAGUGUCAAUGAAUGCAUACACAGCUUAACACUUUCUGCUUUAACACUGGAGGACUCUGGCACCAUUUCUUUUAAUGCAGAUACUGUCCGCUCAUCGGCGAGGCUCACUGUUAAAGAACCACCUAUAACAUUCCUGAAAGAGCUAAACAAUGUUUCUGUCCCCGAGAGCAUUGGAGCAGCAUUUGAAGUCGAAGUCUCCAGACAGAUUGCCGAUGUCAAGUGGUACAAGGAUGGGGAAGAGAUUAAGCCAGGCAAGGUUGGCUAUCGGAUAUACUCCAUGGGCAGGAAGCGAAUCUUACAGAUUACCAAGUGUAAGAUGGCAGAUGCUGGGACUUACAUGUGUGAUGCUAGCGACUGUAAAUCAUCUGCUAAACUACAAGUGUUCGAACGAGAAGUCCGUAUGGUGAAGCACUUGGAAGAUGUGGACAUCUGUGAAAAUGAAAAUGCUGUCUUCAUGUGUGAGGUAUCGCAUGAUACUGUAAAAGCAGAGUGGUAUAAAAAUGGAGAAAGAAUCAAGACAACUAGCACCACCAAAAUUCGUCAAGAAGGGACCAAACACUUUCUUUUGAUCUGUAAUGUGAAGGCAGAAGAUGCAGGAGAAAUCAUGUUCAUUGCUAAGCAAGCUGUAUCAACAGCCAGACUUGAUGUGGAUGAAUUACCUGUCAAGAUUGUGAAACCACUGCGGGACAAGAUUGCUCUGGAAAAGCAUAAAGUGAUCCUAGAAUGUCAAGUGUCAAAACCUAAAGCCAAAGUGCACUGGUUCCGUGGUGACACUGAAUUAUAUCCGUGUGAGAAGUAUGAGAUCUGUAGCGACGAGUGCUAUCGCAAGCUUGUCAUCCACAAUGUUGUGCCCGAAGAUGAAGACACAUAUACGUGUGAUGCCUUUGAUGAUCAGACAUCUGCAAAAGUUCUUGUCGAAGAACAGUCAAUCCAAGUGGUGCGUGAACUGUGCAACACCGAAGUGACCGCACCAGCUGAGGCAAGGUUUGAAUGUGAACUCUCCAUGCCUGUAAUCCGACCACCACAGUGGAGCCUUAAUGGGGAGACACUUCAGAACGGAAAAGGUGUUCGGAUUGAGAACUUUGGCAAAGUGCACAGGUUAAUCCUGAAAAAGACCUCUGAAAGCAUGAGCGGACAGGUGAAAUUUACUGCUGGCAAAGCCAGGUCUAAAGCUCAUCUUAGUGUGCGAGAUCCAUACUGACAAUGGAUUUCUAGGAUCAGAAAACACUAUAUAGAAGAAACCUGCAACAUAGGAACAAUUGUUUAUAUUUCCAUGUAGCAAAGAUGUCUCGUGUUUCAAACCUUUUUUUAUUGAAUUCACUUCAGAUCUGUGUUAUGUAAUCACACACCAUAGCAAUUACAAUCCUAAAUGCCAAACUCAAGAUUUACCUGGUUCUAAACUCUUUAAGUUACUUAGAAAAAGCAAACUGGUGUGAUAAUACAUCACGUAAAAUUAAUUCUGAUGUGUGUUUUGUGUCAGGGAACCUGAACUCUUGUCAAUCUCUGUGCUUCUGUGAAGCAGACUGCUGCAGCCAGCAAACCCACCUUCCUUAUUUAUUAGAAAUGUAUGUAUUUGUAGAGCAAAUCAAGCUCUGGUAAUUUAUGAAUUAAUUUUGCCUCCAGUCCUUUUGUACUAUUUCUCUUGCUCUCUGUGCAAUCAUUACCGUGUGGUGUGUGUGUCUGUGCUCAAGUUCUACUAAUAAACAGUUAUUCAUCA